AUGACGGAGCUGGUCCCCCGGUCCGUCCGGAUCCAUCACGACUCAUCCGGUAGGAGGACGUGGCUCAGCUGCUCCUGCAACCCCGAGACGACCGUCUCCGCGACGGACUCGCCUGAAGACGGUGGUGCCAGCAGGCUAGGGGGAGACUUCUGCCCUCACCUCGUCUGGCUGCUCGACCAGGUCCUGGGCCAGACGCUGUAUCACCACAACCGCGACGAGCCCCUCGUCAUGAGGUCGACCGGCUAUGCGCGGGAGCUGGGCGAUCCGUUCGACAGCAUACGCCACCACAGCCUCGAAAUACUGGCCGCCGGCCUGCACUGUCCGCUAGUCAUCGACCCGAGUCGGCGCGACGGCGUGGACCGCACGCGCGCCCUCGAGACAAGGGAACUCCUCUCGUCUGUCCACCACGCCGAGCCGGACCAGUUCCGACCAGACAUUUUCGGUGUAGGCCACGGCGUACCGGCAGCCAUGGAAGAAGAGGGUGACCAAGGUGACGAGGAUCAAGAGGAAGAACGAGAAGAGGAGUACCAUGGCGAUCUGGAUCUCUACAUCGCCCGCAUGCUGCUCGACAACGGCCACCUGUUCAACUACUUCGUCUCUCGCUCUAAGCCGUCCGACCCGAUCAACAACCCCUUUCGCAAGCUCUCCCAGAGAGUCGAUCUCGUCAUGCACAGGCUCGACCAGGUCACUUCCACCGCCACCCGUGGACAGCGCUCCGGCAAGAGCAACGACCCGGACCCGGACCCGGACCCCGUCACGCCUAGCGUCGUGGCCUGGGCAGCCCACCAUGUGGCCGGGUGCGUCCGCCUGAUCCGCUCGGCCGUCUUCUCCCGUCACAGGCCCCUGACGGCUCCGCAGGCCCUCUCCGCCGCCUCGACUCUCGUCCACAUCCUCGAGGCCGUGGCCACGCGCGACCGCGACACGAGGCUGCCGACGCCCCGUGCGCCCCGCGCCGAACGCAACCUGUACCUUCGCAUGAUUGGCGAUAGGGACGACGACUUUGUCCUCGACGUGCUGGGCCUCAUCCCUCAGGCUGCGAGCCAAUUCAUCCACGACCUUGAGCGCCUGCUCGACAGCUACAUCACCGUCCAGGGAGCGCCGACGGCGUACGUGUCCCGAUUCAGAGCUCUUCUGGCCAGGUUGAGGACGUCGGGAACGGGAGCUGGACUCAAGAGACGCGGUCCGAGGGAGGAGGGCACCGGUGCAGAACGGGGACCGAAGAGGAUGAAGUGA
Geosmithia morbida is the source of this 1233-nucleotide messenger RNA. RefSeq lists its product as uncharacterized. Lineage: Eukaryota; Fungi; Ascomycota; Sordariomycetes; Hypocreales; Bionectriaceae. The record is from RefSeq and is a predicted model, not a curated record. The transcript has a single exon. The coding region runs from base 1 to 1233 and encodes 410 amino acids.